Messenger RNA from Anopheles cruzii, 1423 nucleotides. RefSeq names its product cysteine dioxygenase type 1. NCBI's taxonomy places the organism in Eukaryota, Metazoa, Arthropoda, Insecta, Diptera, Culicidae. The transcript has 4 exons. Gene Ontology annotation, biological process: L-cysteine catabolic process. The record is from RefSeq and is a predicted model, not a curated record. Gene Ontology annotation, molecular function: cysteine dioxygenase activity; ferrous iron binding. Bases 314 to 1087 code for a protein of 257 amino acids.
AGUGUCGAGAAGAGACGAUCGGAUCUUAAAAACGCGUAUCGAUAGCGCCUCGCAGCGCAAUCUUUGGUUACCCGUGAGGUAGUUUUUCUUCGACAACCAUUAAUAACAAACCUCAUCGAUUGAAGUAGCGCUUCAAGUGUCCGAACUAAAGUGGCUGCUACUUGUUCCUCUGAUCCUUGUUGAUUUGUGGAUUUGACUAUUACUAGAGAGUGCUUUGCCGUUCCAUAGAACACGUCGUCCCGUCUCAAUCUGAUCUGACCAUCAAACUUCAUUGGCCACGGUGCGUUAUCAGCUUGGUCAACAUAAAAAUAUAAUGACGUCACUGGCCGUAGAGGAAAACAACAACAACAACAUCCACGAUCGCGACUCCAAGAAUGAGGAUGGAGAACGACGUUUGCGAGAGUUGACAAAAACCUUCACCGGGAUCGAGAAGCCGUUAAAGAACGCGCGGAAGUGCGAAACGCUGACCGAUCUUAUGGAAGAGCUGCGCAAAACGUUUGAAUCCGACCACGUUAACGUGCAUUACGUAAAUCAUCUGAUGCUGAGUUAUGAAUCGAAUCCUGCCGAAUGGCGCAAGUUCGCCAAAUUCGACCGUUACCGUUACACAAGAAAUCUGGUCGAUGCUGGCAACGGGAAAUACAAUCUUAUGAUUCUGUGCUGGAAUGAAGGGCACGCGUCAGCCAUCCACGAUCACGCCGAUUCACACUGUUUUAUGAAGAUGCUGAAAGGUCAGUUGGUGGAAACGCGUUUCGCUUGGCCCAAGGAUGCGUCGGUUAACGAGGAUGCCAAAGCGGAUAUCGGAAACGGGCAUACCAGCACGACUGAGGAAACGGAGUACAACGGGGAUGAAUUGGAGGAGCUGUCGAGAAGUACCCUCGAAACAAAUGGCGUGUGUUACAUUAACGACACUUUAGGACUUCAUCGCGUGGAAAAUCCUAGCCACACAGAUGUGGCUGUAUCUUUGCACUUGUAUUGCCCUCCAUUUGAUGUGUGCUCCAUCUUCAACAAGCAGGACGGAAAACGCACCAAGUGUAAAGUGACGUUUUGGAGCAAGUAUGGCAAACGAAAUCCCACCGACGCCAACUGAAGGAUGGCUACCGGGGGACCAUAUUUUGUAUUGCAUUCGUCGACUGAUGCUGAGAAGUGAUAAUAGUGAAGAGCAAUAAACAUUUUGCGGUUAUAAAUCAUUAUGGUCCUCUGUCUGGAAGGUAGGAUUUUUCUUUGAGUGAGUUGAGCGUGCAUUUAUUUUAGGUUACUAAUUCGUUGUUUCAAAAUAUUAUAAGACUACGCGAUAUUAUAAACACAAUCAAAUUGAAAUAGUUAUCGUAGUUCAGUAUAUAUGCAUUUUGCUCAAACGUGCAGUUGUUUUGCUAGUGUCAAAAACACGCUACACAUUGCUACUCAAUAAAGAUAAGAUACUCUA